This is a messenger RNA of Penicillium samsonianum, 273 nucleotides long. RefSeq lists its product as uncharacterized. Lineage: Eukaryota; Fungi; Ascomycota; Eurotiomycetes; Eurotiales; Aspergillaceae. The transcript has a single exon. The record is from RefSeq and is a predicted model, not a curated record. Bases 1 to 273 code for a protein of 90 amino acids.
AUGACUGGCUACCACUACAUACAGGCCAAUGCUUCCGACCAAGUAUUACGAAACCGAGGAUACAUGCGUCGCAAAUAUGUUUGCCAAAACAACACAACCGCAGCUACCACCCUAUAUGGCAGCCGGGCAAGCAGGCCCGCGUUCUACGAAGAACGAGCGGCAGUAGGAGAUGUCCUGCAAUCCGCAGCCAGAAUUUGGGCAUUCGAGAAAGCCAACAUCGAGCACACCAAUAAGGACGAAACAUUGUUAUUGGAUGAUAUGACGACUGUCUAG